Kwoniella mangroviensis CBS 8507 is the source of this 2973-nucleotide messenger RNA. RefSeq lists its product as uncharacterized. Gene Ontology annotation, molecular function: RNA binding. The record is from RefSeq and is a predicted model, not a curated record. Gene Ontology annotation, biological process: negative regulation of apoptotic process. Bases 1 to 2973 code for a protein of 990 amino acids. The transcript has 6 exons. NCBI's taxonomy places the organism in Eukaryota, Fungi, Basidiomycota, Tremellomycetes, Tremellales, Cryptococcaceae. Gene Ontology annotation, cellular component: nucleus.
AUGGCAUCUUCAUCCUACACCGCUGCCCAAGCUUUGGACAGAGCGAGGGACCUUCUACAAUCCAUCGGACCUAAAGCAGGUAAUCAAGCUAAACGUCAAUUCCAAGAACACCUAAUCACUCUUCCCUCUUACCCGGAAUAUGAGAACAAGGCUUUUUUCGGUACCCUCGUCGCCAAAUAUUUCGGUGAAUUUGAAGAUCUACAAGAUACAGCUAUAGAUGCAUUAUUGGAUCUAUGUGAAGAUGAAGAUGAAAAAGUUAGAAUAAUAGGUAUUAAGGGAUUAGGACCGACUGGGAAAGCUGAUCCGAGGUGGGUAAGAGGGAAUACGGGAGUGUUGUUACAGCUUUUAGCGUGUCAACCGAGAGAACUGCGAUACGUCAAAGAAUCUUUACAAACCCUCUUCUCAGUUUCACCUUCAGAAGUUUUCCAAGUCAUGAUUGACGAUUGUAAGAACACAGAGGAAGAGACGGGAACAUCGAGAUUGAACAUCUUACAAUACUUACAGAAUGACCUGGCUGAACGGAGGAAGGAGAUGCUCGAAAGUGGGAUCAACCCAGAGGCAGAAAACGUAGUCAGAGAAGGAUUGUUUGAGAUACUUGAACAUGCCAACGAAAGGGAAAGUAAGAUAUUGUUCGGGAUAUUAGAAAAUUUAUCAACUAUAUCUGGCAAGAACGUGAAUCAAAAGACGAAAAGCAAAUAUAUCAAGGCCCUAAUUAGAUCUGUACCUUCGAAAUCGUCAAUAGAGAAAACUCAGCCACUACUGGAAUCGUUCAGACGAUAUAUCGAAAAGGCAUCGCCUAUAGAUCCGAGAGUUGGAAUAUUGCUCUUUGUGAAACAUGGUGAAGUGGUCAUUAGGCAGUCAAUGACUAAAAACGACUCUACAGCGAUUUGGUUGGUGAAUAGGUUGAAAGGGUGCACCAGAGAGGUUCUAGAUAAAUGGACGAUGAAGGGAGAUGAUCAAGAUUUGGAAGAGGAUAAUUUAGCUCCAGCUUUCGUACAAAACGUAUUACCUCCUUUUCUUGACGAGUGUGUAACUCUCUUCAAAAAGGGUAACCUUGCUUCAGUUGGGGAUCUCAUCGAGCCAAUUUUAUAUGCGAUCUAUCGCUUGACCACCAUCCAUGAUCGCAGAUCCAACCUCGUCAUCCGUGCGGACUCCGAUAUCUUGUCAGAUUUAGCUAAGGAAGCCAUCAAAGUAGAGAGACGUUUGCAGAAGGGUUCGGCAGAAGCGGAGAAGUGGGCCAACAUCAUAGAUAUGGCUGAGAUAUUGGCAAAUCCCCGAACCAAAGUGGUGAAGAUCGUACCUUCAUGGGAGAUUUCGUCUAGUCGAGCACCAACUGCUCCCGCCUCAUCUUCGUGUUACGUCGAUGUACCACAAAGAACAGCUACUCCACCCAGUGCACCUCGUGGUCCAAGAGCAUCUCAGGCUCCUCCAAGUGGUCCGAGAAGUAGUCAAGCAGGUCCAUCUUCGUACAACUCGAAGCCUAUUCCAUCUGGUUCAUCAAAUGGUAAUAGGUUCUCUGUGCCAUCUGGACCAUCUUCCUCGCGCUCGCAGCCUGGAAAUUAUGAUAGGAGAGAUCGAUCACCCGAAAGAAGGCCCAGAUCGCCACAGAGAAGACCCCGGUCACCUGACAGGAGAGCUCGCUCACCAGAUAGGAAUCGGCGCAAUAUCGAUAGAAGAUCCCGAUCUCGAUCUGUCGAACGAAAGCCUCCCACUGGUCCUUCUAUCAAGCGCGAGCCGACUGCUUUACCCCCUCGGCCAGCCGCUACGAUCGACAGACACCCGACACCUCCGCCAGAUCAACCCAAACGGAGCAUCCCAGCAGGACCUUCGGGUCAGAUCAAACUUGAUACUACUCGCGAGCUGCUAUCUAUCCGAAACGCCGCAACUAAAACCGCCGACAAAGAAGACAUUCAACCCACUAUCACUGCAUCCAAUCCGACUAAACCUCUGUCUCCUAUAUCAAUCCGAUCUUCACAGCCAAAGAAAAAGGCAUCAGCAGAACCUCUUGAACGAGUCGAGAACAAAUUAUCUGAGGGUCCUUCCAAGCGUAUAUCACUCGCUGAGCGUCUAGGCGCUCCUGCCUCUGCGACAGUCACGCCAACCUCCAACAAAAGACCUCGUGAGAAUGACGAAACCCAGAAUAUCAAAGAAGCAAGGAAGGAGGAUGGUCAGACGAAGCAGGCAGAUAGACCAUCGUUGUUGUCUAGACUCGCAUCUAGAGACGGUGAGAUGCCCCAGCCGAAGAGAGUCAAAGAGGUACCGUCGAAAGAAGUGAUACAAACACCUACUGCUGAAGCUACCCGAAAAGCUGAAGGAGGAAGAUUGUCUUUGUUAGAUAGGAUCAAUGGGAGUGGUAAAUCGAGUCAAUCCACUAUACCUACCAAUUCCAGUAUACCUUCUCCUUCACUCGCAACCAUUACGAUAAGGAGUGAAAACACGACUCAACGAAACGAUAAAUUGUCAUCAGUUCAAUCAACUGGAACAUCAAAAGGUCUCAGUAUCCUAAAUCGUUCAGCGACUUCAUCUCCCCAACCCCAACCCCAACCCCAACCUCCAAACUUACCCGCCAAACCAACACAAAGCUUAUCAUUCCUCUCACGCUCUACCAACUCCCCCUCCAUCCCAUCAGCUCCCAAGGGUUUCUCCAUACUCAACAGAGCUUCAUCUUCGUCCUCUCUCAAUCCGUCUACAGCCACUCGAAAAAUGCCGUUGCAAAUAGCCGAAGAGAAAGAUGUGGUAAGGAAAGGAAGGGGUUUUAGAGAUAGGACGCCGGAUGGUGAGGGUAUCGGUAUUGAUAUAAAUAUGAAUGAGCCGACUUUCCCAACGGGCGAUGUGGGCGUCGAUGGAGGGACGAAUUUGGCUGGGAGAUUGAGUAAUGGUAAUGGUUUUGGAGGUGGAUUCAGGGGUGGGGUAAGAGGAAGGGGUGGAGCAAGGGCAGGAUUUGGAUUUGGAAAUAAUUUCGGAUCGAGAUGA